UAAAAAAAAAAAAAAACAAACAUUUACUUACAAAAACACCUGCCGGCGGCUGUUAAAAUAGUUCCAUCAUUGUUUGGUGGACUUAAUCCAAGGGCUCAAAUUUUAUUAGCUAGCCAUUCAAGAAAUUCAGUUUUUAUUAUAUCUGAAAGAAAAGUCUACUUGUCGUUCGUUUAAUUGUUUGUUGAACUCUUUACCCAGUAAACCCGCCUGCCAAAUCAAAACACCGGCUUUUAUUUCUUUUUAGAGCAGAAACCAACUCGUACACAGUCAAAAACCACCUAUCUUAUUUCCUUAUCUGACCCGUGCUUCAUUUGUUUUCUCUAAAAAGUAUAUUAACCAUUUCAAGAAACCUACUUUCUUUGCUUCUGCAACCAACCAAUCAUUUUUCCGUUGAAUGAAAUCAAAACCCAUAUUCCAAAUCUAAAAUCAUUUCGUUCCCAGUUCUCCUCUUUGAUUUCUGUUUAUCUCAUGACGGUUUCUCCUCAAGUUUUCCCGCCCAGAAAACGGCGGCCAUCGGCCGGGGCUUUUAUUGCUCCUAAUUUCUCCGAUCAGAAACUCGUCCAAUCUCUUCUCAUUCUCUCUCAGGAAAUCUCCUCUCUUAAGCCUUUACAGUUCCUUCUAAAACGCAAUUCUCUUUCGGUUAUACGCAAAGCUAAGCUACUGGCUGUAUUAUUCGAUGAGCUUCUUCGUAAUCCAAUUCCUUUUCUGUCACCAACUCUUCUGUGCUUCGAAGAAAUGUACAUAGUUUUACAAAGAAUCAAAACUCUGAUCGAGGACUGCUCAAAUGGAAGCAAGAUGUGGCUUCUUAUACAAAUCGAAUCUGUCUCUAGCAGUUUUCAUGAGCUGAUUCUUGAAUUGUCAACUCUUUUGGAUAUUUUCCCUGUCAAAGAGGUUGGUUUAAGCGAAGAUAUUCAAGAACUCGUGUUGUUAAUUAGAAAUCAAUGUUCACAAGCUAAAGCCUUUUUGGAUCCCAAAGAUAAUAAUCUACGACACGGCGUCUUAACUUUGCUCGACCGAAUUAAGAAACAGAUCGUGCCUGAUCAUUCCAAGCUCGCAGAGAUUUUUGAUAAAUUGGGUCUACGCAAUUCUUCCGAUUGUACAGAGGAAAUCGAGAGUCUUGAGGAAGAAAUUCAAAAUCAGAUUGAUGACAAAUCCAAAUCUGAGGUGGUUGCUUUGAUCGGACUCGUCCGUUACGCGAAAUGCGUUCUCUAUGGAGCGUCCACGCCCACAUCCGAUCACGGGGGUAGGAAGGUGUCGCCGGAGGUUAACAUUCCAACGGAUUUCCGAUGUCCUAUCAGUCUUGAUUUAAUGCGGGACCCAGUCGUUGUGGCGACAGGCCAGACAUACGAUCGCGAGUCAAUUACUCUUUGGAUUGAAUCUGGACACAACACGUGUCCCAAGACAGGUCAGAAGCUGGCCCACACGAACCUGAUUCCUAACCUCGCUUUGAAGAACCUAAUUGGCAUGUGGUGUCGCGAGCAGAAAAUACCUUUUGAAACUACGGAUGGUAACCAAAAAGCUGACGGCGUCAUACGAAACAAGGCCGCGCUAGAGGCUGUGAAGAUGACGGUGUCGUUUUUGGUCAACAAGUUGUCCCAAUCACAAUCAUUGGAAGCCGCAAACGGUGUCGUUUACGAGCUUCGUGCGCUUGCCAAAACAAACUCUGAUAGUCGAGCCUAUAUGGCUGAAGCUGGAACUAUCCCUUUGUUAGUCCGCUAUCUAGGCUCAGAUGUAGGCUCGGAACUCCCGAACCUCCAAGUCAACGCCGUUACGACUUUACUCAACCUCUCCAUUCUCGAAGCAAACAAAGCAACGAUUAUGGAAACAGACGGAACAUUAAACGGAGUUAUUGAGGUGUUACGGUCAGGUGCCACGUGGGAGGCAAAGGCAAAUGCAGCGGCUACAAUAUUCAGCUUGUCAGGCGUGCACUCUUAUAGGAAACGACUAGGGAGGAAAACACGUGUCCUAAAAGGGUUGAUGGAUUUAGCAAAAUCCGGAAACACGAUUUCUAAAAAAGACGCAUUAAUGGCGAUUUUGAAUUUGGCGGGAGAUAGAGAAACAGUAGGGAGACUAGUGGAAGGAGGAGUGGUGGAGAUGGUGACGGAAGUGGUGAAUGUACUACCGGAGGAGGCAGUGACAAUACUCGAAGUGGUGGUGAAGAGAGGAGGAAUAGCAGCACUCGUGUCUGCGUAUAAAGCGAUAAAGAAACUUGGGGUUUUAUUAAGGGAAGGAUCGGAUGCCGUGAGAGAGAGUGCAUUGGCAACUCUCGUCACGAUUUGUAGAAAAGGAGGGUCGGAAAUGGUGGCGGAAUUGGCAUCUAUAUCUGGGAUUGAGAGAAUUAUAUGGGAGUUAAUGGGAAUGGGGACAAUCAGAUCGAGAAGAAAGGCGGCGAGUCUGUUGAGGAUUCUUCGAAGAUGGGCGGCUGGUUUGGAUGGUGAACUUGCGGAUAGGCAGAGUAAUAGUACUGCUUCUACAGUCAGAACUACGACAAGAUCAGCCACAUUGGCAAUUUAGUUAACAUUUGUUUGCAAAUGUUGAUGAAUUUGUAAAGAAAUGAUGUAUUCUUUUAAUUUUCUUCUUUGAUGAUGAGGCAAUGAAUGUGUAAUGUAUAACUCAUUGCUGAUCUUAAAACUUAAAAGGCAUUCUUUGUUAUAUUCUUCGUUUUUUUCCUCCAAGAAAGAAAAGAUAAUUUCAUUCUUUGUUAUCUA
Jatropha curcas is the source of this 2708-nucleotide messenger RNA. It is a transcript of the gene SAUR21, whose product is annotated as ARM repeat superfamily protein. Gene Ontology annotation, biological process: protein ubiquitination. The record is from RefSeq and is a predicted model, not a curated record. Gene Ontology annotation, molecular function: ubiquitin-protein transferase activity; protein binding. NCBI's taxonomy places the organism in Eukaryota, Viridiplantae, Streptophyta, Magnoliopsida, Malpighiales, Euphorbiaceae.